Messenger RNA from Staurois parvus, 323 nucleotides. The record is from the annotation of a GenBank genome assembly. Lineage: Eukaryota; Metazoa; Chordata; Amphibia; Anura; Ranidae.
AAUGCAGGUUAUUGGCAUUCCUCUCCUCAAGAGCUGUCACGCUGACAGCUCGUGAGGAGAGGAGAGCCGGGCACUGAUGAUCAGUGUGUCCUGAUUAUCAGUGUAGCCCCAUCAGUGCCACCUGUCAGCGCCCAUCAAUGCCAUCUGCCAGCGCCCAUCAAUGCCACCUGCCAGUGCCCAUCAGUACCACAUCAAUGCCACUGAUCAGUGCCUACCAAUGCAUAUCAAUGCCACAUAUCAGUGCCCAUCUGAGCUGCAUUUCACUGCUGCCUAUCAGUGCCAGUCAGUGCCGCCUAUCAGUGCCAGUCAUUACUGCCUAUCAG